This is a messenger RNA of Melitaea cinxia (Glanville fritillary), 1527 nucleotides long. It is a transcript of the gene Pyroxd1, whose product is annotated as pyridine nucleotide-disulfide oxidoreductase domain-containing protein 1. Gene Ontology annotation, molecular function: oxidoreductase activity; flavin adenine dinucleotide binding. Lineage: Eukaryota; Metazoa; Arthropoda; Insecta; Lepidoptera; Nymphalidae. The transcript has a single exon. The record is from RefSeq and is a predicted model, not a curated record. Bases 94 to 1509 code for a protein of 471 amino acids.
AUUAUUAAUAAAACGAAGUGUCUACUCUUAAGUAAGAUAUUUUUUAAACUAUAUUCUAUUUAUAUCGAAAAAUUCAAUGUACUGAUUGUAAAAAUGACUACAAUAAAAACAAGAUAUUUAGUUAUUGGUGGUGGCAUAGCCGGAGUUACUUGUGUGGAAACCUUAGCAAUUUUGCACCCUGAAGAAAAACUUGUAAUAAUCACUGCUUCUUCACUAGUCAAAAAUGUGAGCAAUGUAAGCUUCUACGCCAAGACGGUAGUAAAGUUUGAUGUUAGUGAUACUGAAGCCAGCUCCUUGUUAAAAAUACAUCCAAAUUUAAAAAUUGUAUAUGACUCAUUGAAGCACUUAGACACAAAAAAUAAAAUAGCAAUUACCGAAGAGAAUGUUUCAGUUGAGUAUGACGUUGUAUGCAUAUGUACUGGUGGGAUACCAAGGUUAAUUUCAGACUCAAAUAAGUAUAAUAGAAUACUUGGUAUAAGAGACACCGACUCCGUAAAGGAUUUCCAAGAAAAGCUUAAAGAUGGACGUCGAAUGGUCAUAGUUGGUAAUGGAGGUAUUGCCUCAGAAAUUGUUCAUGCUACAAGAGGUAUACAGAAAGUGUGGGUGAUAAGAGAUGAUUACAUAUCUGCCACAUUUGUUGAUCCUGGAGCUGCUCAAUUUUUUCAAGAUUCAUUUAAAAAUAAAUUGGAUAAAAAGGAAAAUACAAUCUUAAGGAGGCAUGUUUUUACUGAAGAGGAUACAGUUGUUUCUAUUAAUAAAGAUUUGAAGUCAGCUGCAUUAGGGCCUGACUGGUAUAAGAAAUUAGAAAACGUAAGGAAUGAAAGUGGAGAGCAGGAACUUGAAAUUAUUUAUAAAGUUGAAAUUGAAUCAGUGGAAGAGGUUACUGACCAGGAAUAUACUUUAAAUGUAAAAUUAACAAAUGGAAGAACAGUACAAUGUGAUUUUGUCAUAUCAGCUACUGGUGUGGAGCCUGCUGUAAAUUUCUCUUGGGAUGAAACACCGAAAAGAGGCCCAGAUGGUGGUUUAGCUGUAAAUGAAUUUCAGGAAACUUCAAUCAGAGAUGUGUAUGCCGCUGGAGAUGUAGCUUGUGCUACCUGGGAAUAUUCUCCACAUUGGUUUCAGCUAAGGUUGUGGACUCAAGCACGUCAGAUGGCCGGAAUGGCUGCUAAAGCUAUGCAUGCUAGAAUUACAAAUGAGGAAGUUUUACAAGAUUUCUGUUUUGAACUAUUUACUCAUUGUACAACUCUUUUUGGAUUUCGGGUUGUAUUAUUAGGCAAAUACAAUGGUCAAGGCUUAGGCAAUGACUAUGAAAUCCUACUGAGGACUACUCCUGGGCAAGAAUAUAUAAAAUUUGUACUUCAGAAUGAAAGGUUGCAGGGAGCAAUAUUGAUUGGUGAAACUGAUCUAGAAGAAAUGUGUGAAAACUUAAUUUUAGAUCAAAUUGAUCUUUCUCCUUUUGGUGAUGAUAUACUUAAUCCGGACAUUGAUAUAGAUGAUUAUUUUGAUUAAAUUAUCAUGAGAUAAAAA